CGGCCAAUACAUUGGUUGCUACCUGAUUUGGGCACAGAGAAGAAACAUGGUGCGCAGUGCCCAGUGAUGCAGUACAAUAUCCAAAUUCGGUUAGUGCCUUCGAUACCCUAGCAAAGAGCUGAUGCGAUCAGUAGUAACUCAAUGUACUGUACCCAUAUCGAUAGACUUGGGCUACUCGGUCAUAUGAGCGGGCUGCACUGAUAAGAGAGCCUGUCAGAUGCGAAGAGGGACAGUCAUGGUGGCGUGAAUGGAGCAGAGGGCUAAGGCAUUAGAGUGUGGAAGUCCCCCGAUUGACGUUUCUAUAAAGUUACCAAGUCGUCCACAAUGCCCACCGAAUUUUGUCCCACCUAUGCACCGUUCUUCGGAGCCCUAGGGUGCACCAGUGCCAUCGUCUUCACUGCCUGUGGGGCAGCUUACGGAACGGCGAAAGCUGGCGUCGGAGUCUGCUCCUCGGGAGUCCUCCGUCCUGAUUUGAUAGUUAAGAACAUCGUGCCUAUCGUCAUGGCUGGUAUCCUCGGGGUCUAUGGCUUGGUGGUUUCAGUCCUGAUCGCGAACAACCUCUCCCAAGAAGUGGCCCUCUACACCAGUCUCCUCCAGAUGGGUGCUGGCCUUGCGGUUGGGCUGUGUGGAUUAGCGGCGGGCUUUGCAAUCGGGAUUGUCGGAGACGCGGGCGUGAGGGGAACAGCCCAGCAACCGCGACUUUAUGUUGGCAUGAUCCUUAUCUUGAUCUUCGCCGAGGUCUUGGGCUUGUAUGGCUUGAUUGUCGCUCUCCUGAUGAACUCCAGAGCGAGUGUUACAGAUUUCAAAUGUAGCUGAUUAUAUUCUUGCUGCCUUGUGAUGGAAGGAGGAAGGAGAAACUUGGGAGCAGCAUCACUAACAAAUCCAUCUCUCGCUUCCUCCCCACAUAUUCAUCGCAACAACGGGACACUUAGCUUGCUUUCACAAUCAAAGCUCUUUCACAUCACUGGAGGCAGAACCUCAGCUACUCACAGCACCCUGCCAUCUUGCCUCCUUUCAUAAUUUGAUAAAAUAAACAAUGAGCAGGGCUUGUUGAACGACAAUUCUGUGGACCUUGUAAAAGAGCGCUUUUCUUUCCAUGGAAAGAUUUACUCCUGCAUUAACAUGUUCUCAACAUCUAUAUCCUCCAACAAGUCGGUAUGUUCCUUUUUCAGUGCCUUAGGAUCAUUCGUCUCGAACCAAAAUGCCCAUGUACUACGAGU
This is a messenger RNA of Aspergillus fijiensis CBS 313.89, 1220 nucleotides long. RefSeq names its product V-type proton ATPase 16 kDa proteolipid subunit. Gene Ontology annotation, biological process: proton transmembrane transport. Lineage: Eukaryota; Fungi; Ascomycota; Eurotiomycetes; Eurotiales; Aspergillaceae. The transcript has 7 exons. The record is from RefSeq and is a predicted model, not a curated record. Bases 325 to 816 code for a protein of 163 amino acids. Gene Ontology annotation, molecular function: proton-transporting ATPase activity, rotational mechanism. Gene Ontology annotation, cellular component: proton-transporting V-type ATPase, V0 domain.